ACACGCGUAUAAUGAAAGUGGGCGAUAAGAAGAAAUGGAUACACGACCCAAACAACGAACUCUGUCGGCCCCUGAACUGCAAGAAGAAGGACCUCUGUCUCCUUAAGGACACCUUCACUGCUGUCUGCGUAUCGAAGAAGGAACUGGAGAAAUCGGGGGACAUCGUAAUCCCGAAAUCCCGGGUGGUUCAGCAGAACCGACGAAUGAGAACGGAAACUUCGGUCGACACGGAGGACGACGACGCCUUCUUUGACUCCGAGGACGACGACGAGGAUCAGGACGAGUCCAAAUGUCAAGAAUGUCCUGUGGUGAAGCCGACGUUCCUUUGCGGAAGCGAUAAUCGCACGUACAGCUCGCCAUGCCGACUGGAAUACCACAAUUGCAUCCACCACACGUCAGUUCGCAUCGCCUGCAAAGGCUUCUGCCCCUGCAAAGCGGCUGAUUUACGUGCACACAACAAGAAGAUGCAGCUGCAACGACAGAAGGCGCUUUCCGGCAAGAUGCAGAACCGUGACAUUACGCUGACUCCACAUGUCUUCAACUAUGACAAUCACCAUUACCAAUAUCUCAAGUAUAGCAAACGUGCCAAGGCACUGGCUGGCAGCAAAUACGACGACAAGCAUCUGAUGAGCAACGAGGUAAUGGAGAAGACUCCGUCACCUUUGAAAUCAACGUACAACUCCCAAUCAUCGCGAAACUCCGAAUGCCCGCCGUCAUCCAAGCCAGCAAUGGCAAAUCGUCUCUUGGACUGGUUUUCCGUAGUGAUGGCCGACUCUAAGCAUCGUCGUCCGCAUCCUAAACCAAAAG
This is a messenger RNA of Eufriesea mexicana, 807 nucleotides long. RefSeq lists its product as uncharacterized. Gene Ontology annotation, biological process: anatomical structure development. NCBI's taxonomy places the organism in Eukaryota, Metazoa, Arthropoda, Insecta, Hymenoptera, Apidae. Gene Ontology annotation, molecular function: collagen binding; calcium ion binding; extracellular matrix binding. The annotation marks the transcript as partial. The transcript has 6 exons. The record is from RefSeq and is a predicted model, not a curated record.